Molecule: messenger RNA, 1521 nt
Organism: Talaromyces amestolkiae
Lineage: Eukaryota; Fungi; Ascomycota; Eurotiomycetes; Eurotiales; Trichocomaceae
Exons: 2
Coding region: 1-1521 (506 amino acids)
Biological process (GO): carbohydrate transport; transmembrane transport
Cellular component (GO): membrane
Molecular function (GO): carbohydrate:proton symporter activity
Source: RefSeq, a predicted model, not a curated record
AUGCCUGAAAGCAAGCUGGACAUCAAGCACUGGUGGCGACACCGCAACCUUCGCACCCUCAACCUGUUACUAUUGAUUCCACUCCUAUCGAUCUUUUCUCAAGGCUUUGACGGAUCCAUGAUGAAUGGUCUCCAGUCGGUCUCGCAUUGGCAAAACUACUUUGGAACCCCCACAGGUGCAACUCUCGGUUUCUUCAAUGCAGCAUAUCCUCUCGGCGGCAUCGCCGGUGUCUUCCUCAUCUCCCCUAUCGCUGAUGGGCUGGGACGGCGUGUGGGCUUGGCAACAGGAGCCGCGUUGUGCUGCCUUGGUGCGGCCCUCCAGGGAGGCGCCAUCAAUAUCGCUAUGUUCGUCAUUUCGCGUGUGAUCAUCGGCGCAGGCAGUGUCGUCGUAGCGGGCGUGGGAGCUCCAUAUAUCACGGAGAUUGCUCAUCCUGCACAGCGCAGCACGGCAACCGCAAUGUUCCUUACAUUCUACUCCGUAGGCUCCAUCGUGGCUGGCUGGUGCACAUUUGGAACCUUCCACAUCAAUGGUACGGCUUCGUGGAGAAUUCCGUCUGCUCUGCAAGGGUUCCCAUCUGUCAUUCAGCUGCUAUUUGUAUGGUUUGUUCCGGAAUCUCCACGUUGGCUCAUCAGCAAGGGGCGCAACAUGGAAGCAUUGGCGAUUCUGGCAAAGUAUCAUGGAGAAGGUGACGAGGAUGACGCGGUCGUUCAGUUCGAAUAUACCGAAAUCCAAGGUGCGCUCAGUGCAGAGCAUUCGACUGCCGAUUUGACACUUUUGUCUUUUCUAAAUGAGUUGGUAACGGGGUCAGGCAACCGCAAACGGCUGUUCAUCAUGGUAUGGGCGGCCAUCAGCUCACAAAUGUCCGGAAACGCCUUCGUAUCUUAUUACCUGUCUCCAAUUCUGGCUUCGGUGGGCCUAACCUCGGAUCUACAGCAGACGCUCAUCAAUGCAACAAACCAGAUGCUCUCCUGGUUUAGCGCUGUGUAUUUUGCAACCCUGCCUGCGAAGCUUGGCCGGCGGACGCUUUUCCUCGCCUCUCUGUGCGCCAUGUGGGUGGUCGAUAUCUGUAUUACGGCCGGAAGCGCCAUGUUCGCUAAGGACCCUGCAAACAAGGCCGCUUCCUACACCGUUGUUGUUUUCCUCUAUCUAUUUUCGCCAGCGUACAAUCUCGGGUUCAAUGGAAAUCUCGGUCUAUAUAUCCCGGAGAUUCUCCCCUUCCACCUCCGCACGAAGGGUCUAUCCUUCUUUUACUUUGUGCAGUUCUCUUUCAUGAUCCUGUCGACUUUUGCCGUGCCGAUCGGCCUGGAGAAUAUCCACUGGCGCUUUUACAUCAUCUUCGUGGUAUGGGUCAUUGUGGAGUUCAUCGGGGUGUAUUUGAUGUUUCCUGAGACGAAGGGCCCAGCACUAGAGGAUAUUGCGUAUAUCUUUGACGGGCCAAAGGCUAAAACCAGUGAAAACUGCGAAGUUGGAGAGAUUGAGAGCAAGAUCAACCAUAAUCAUCAGGAGAAGGAGCUCAUGUGA